This is a messenger RNA of Spea bombifrons (plains spadefoot toad), 1990 nucleotides long. RefSeq names its product interleukin 10 receptor subunit beta (gene IL10RB). Bases 107 to 1036 code for a protein of 309 amino acids. Gene Ontology annotation, cellular component: membrane. The transcript is spliced from 7 exons. The record is from RefSeq and is a predicted model, not a curated record. NCBI's taxonomy places the organism in Eukaryota, Metazoa, Chordata, Amphibia, Anura, Pelobatidae. Gene Ontology annotation, biological process: blood coagulation. Gene Ontology annotation, molecular function: protein binding.
UAGUUUCCUCAUAUUUAUGAAAGAUAAGGAAGUGUUUUUAUUGUUAACUGGCACCUGAAAUACAGGACUUAAAUGUUGAAAAGAGGAGUCGGCAGGUACCGUAAUCAUGUGCUGCUGGUAUGGACGGCUUAUCUUUUUUUAUUUCUUCCUUCCAGCGUUUGGAGAAGUUCCCACGCCGAAAAACGUGACAAUGGAUUCAGUGAAUUUCCGAAACAUCUUACGAUGGAUUCCAUCUGCUGCCACUGGAGAAGAUAUCGUUUACAUGUACCAGGCACAGUAUAAACUGGAUUUUGAGGAAACUGAAUACAGGAAUGUGUGUGUGACUAACGCUACAGAAUGUGACUUCUCACUGGUUAAAUAUAAAUCAUUGAUACGUGUGAGAACAAAGCUACGUAACAAUGUCUCCGAAUGGGUCACAAUAAGAUUUGAUCCAUACACACAGACUGUUAUCAGCGCUCCCCGAGUGAAAGUGACCUCAAGGGCAGGAAAACUUGACGUGAGCUUCUCAGGCCCCACUCAGUCUGACGGCAGCUCUUUGAAGGAUGUAUAUGGUGCCUGGAUCUACAGAUUGGUAUACUGGAAAGAAAAUACCCCCUCUGAUGUUAAAACCAUAGAGACUGACCAAAACUACAAGAUAUUACCCGAUUUAGACAAAUGGACCAUGUACUGCCUUAAAGUCCAAGUCUAUGCUUACGAGUAUAACAACCCCGGGCAUUUCAGCCCAAUGGUUUGUGAGGAAACAACGGAUGAUGGUAAACCCCCUUGGUGGAUAAUUGCCAUUGCGUUCAUAUCUUCGAUGUUGGUGACCGCUGCCGCAGUCACAGGAAUAUUUUAUUUCAUCUUCAAGACGUACCAGGCAGGGAGACACAUCUUUUAUCCUUCAUAUUCCAUCCCACAGCACCUAAAGGAGUACCUGAGUAAUCCAUUUCAUAGCCCUCCGUACCCGCCAACACAGCCCAUGGAGGAGAGCGGAGAGUCGUGUGAAGAGCUCACAUUUGUGACAGAGGACAGUGAGGAAACAACCGGAGCCGUUUAAAUGUUUUAAAAACGUUUUUUUCUGAGUACCUGUUAGUUGUGGGGGAAAUAUACAAAACCAGACAGCACCCCAGACAAGGAGCCUCGUUGUUGUACCACGAAAGCACGUCAUGCCAUUUGUAUAAGUUUAAAAUGCCAGUAUGUGUCCUCCACACAUCGUGGAGGCAUCUUUAGAACCCCACAGUGCCACCAGAUCAACAUUGGAAGUAUUCUCUGUGGUGACUACCGGAUCCUAGAUGGCCUGAUUGAAAAGGACACCUUACAACUUUUUGAUGGAGAAAACAGGACAUUAUGAGAACUUUUCCUAGCACUGGGUACAUGUCGAUACAUGUUUCAAAUGCAGCCAGAUGCACAACAAUUCUGAUGAUUAGGGGCAGGUGGAAUGCUAGACGGGGCAGGUGUUGCUCCCUAUGCUGCUGUAGAGUAUGUGUUGUAAUUGCAAUUUAAUUUAUUCAGCCACUGUGGUGUCUAAAUGUCAGUUUUUACUGGAUGACUGAAUAAAUUCUGGGUUUUUCUAUGUUCCUAUACGUCAGCGGUUCUCAACCUGUGGGUCGCUGCCCUUUCACAGGGGUUGCCUAAGACCCUCGGAAAACACAUAUUUCACAAUAUAUAAUUACAUCAUUUUAUGGUUGGGGGUCACCACAACACGAGGAACUGUAUUAAAGGGUUGUGGCAUUAGGAAGGUUGAGAACCACUGCUAUACAUGAAUGUGUGUGUCAGCCCCCAUUUAGCAGACUUGUCCCCAAAGCUAUGAGUAAAAAUCUAAUAGCCUCUUGUAUACAUCAUAAUUUAUGUUUUCAGUUACUAUUUUUACUUGCUGCUGACAUUUUUAAUUGAAUAUGUAUUGUAUUUAAUUGUACAUUUUAAUUUAUUUCUUGGAGUUACAAUUGUACUUCAUAAUGAAUAUAUCAAGGAGAAUAAAAUUCAUUUAUGCAAAUAUAGGCACGUCUAAAAA